This is a messenger RNA of Racocetra fulgida, 399 nucleotides long. The record is from the annotation of a GenBank genome assembly. NCBI's taxonomy places the organism in Eukaryota, Fungi, Glomeromycota, Glomeromycetes, Diversisporales, Gigasporaceae.
AUGGGAACCUCGAGCACGACGCAUCCUUAUGUCAUGUGGACAGUGCACUUAGUUGAUCAAUUAAUUGCCAACGCAAUUGAUGGGAAAAUUAAAUCGGAAUCCCUCAUAAACACAUUCCGAAUGCGCUACCUGGAUUCGAAAGAAAAUAAUCCGGAUUUUACCUUUGGUCGUCCUGAAGUACAACUUGCCUCGGGUGAAUAUUCUUUACUUCUAAAUAUUAUCGGUGCAAAUACAAAUAAAGAAGUAGAUGCUAGGAUUGCAGAAAUAUUUUUUUAUGAAGAAAGAUUAGCCGACGAAUGGACACGACCGAACUCAUCAGUGUCAUUUUUUACAAUAUUUGGAACUAAUAAUGAAAUUGCGAAAAUAAUGAAUGAAGAAAUCAAAAAGUUAACAUCAUAA